Molecule: messenger RNA, 1688 nt
Organism: Pollicipes pollicipes
Lineage: Eukaryota; Metazoa; Arthropoda; Thecostraca; Pollicipedomorpha; Pollicipedidae
Product: pentatricopeptide repeat-containing protein 2, mitochondrial
Exons: 8
Coding region: 491-1672 (393 amino acids)
Biological process (GO): regulation of mRNA processing; mitochondrion organization; multicellular organism development
Cellular component (GO): mitochondrion
Molecular function (GO): protein binding; RNA binding
Source: RefSeq, a predicted model, not a curated record
CUGUAAGCAAUAAUUUUGGACUUUGUGAAAUUUGAUGACUUUUGACCUGAUCUAGCAUCACCAAAUUUGGAACUGCAAGAGGGAAUCAGGUAUGGGGCAUCCAGUGGUUAAGUCCCACAGUGUUUGGUCCUGUAGGCCCAAAAUCUGAGCUGUCUGCAUUGACUUGUAAAAUAUUCCCCUCACAUUUUUGAGGUGUUUGACCUCAGGUCAGGUCUCAUUAUUGCCUCCCCAUGAUUCACCUUAUUGCACAGAAUCCAUUGGUGAAGGUUUUAAAGUGAUCCAGCAGGCCGUUUCCAAAAACUUGCAUGUCUGCGUCAUAUGCCAGUUUUUUAGACCCUGCCUUAUACUCUCGACUUUCCUCACAGAGAUUAAGGGUCAUAUCACAGUGUGUAAACGUAAUCAUGUGGUUUGCGUUUUUAGCAAGAAUAUAGCUAAUGAAUAUUUUCGUCUUUAAGCUUUUGGCUCAUCAGUUUGCUCCCUGACUUCUGAAAUGAUGUUCUCCAUCAUUCCUAGUUCCUUGAGAGCUUUAGGGCGGCGGAGAGAUGCUGUAUCCCGGCAUGCUCGCACCCUGUUUGGCGCUGGUCGGCUGGGCGUGGACGAGUACCGCCAGCGGCGGACCCAGGUGGGCCGGCGUCUGGCCGACUCUAAGGAUGAGCUCCAUCAGCGCCUGGAGAAGUUCGCCAGUGGCCUUGAGCGUAUGGCCUUCUCAGAGGAGCUACGUCAGCUGGUACACGUGGCCGAAGCUGAAGAGCAAGACCAAGUGCUCCUCACGCGCAUGAUAACCAGGCUGCAUUCACAGGCUUCAUCGGUGCGAUUCGGUAGUUUCGUCUUUGGUCCGGUCGUCAUGCGAAUGUACUGGCACCAUCAGCUGGCAGAUCAGGCACUUCAGGCGUUCCGAAAUCCGGAGCUGGACGGCUUCUUUGACCAGCUGACGAGCUUCACGCUGCUGCUGGACCUGCUGUACAAGCAGGGUCGGUACCAGGACGUGCUGGACACCUUCGAUGAGGUGCAAACACGGCAGCUACACGGCUCCAAGUACCCGGCCGACUGCGUCGCCCUGGCCAUGGCCGCCUGCUACCAGCUGAACUCGGCGGCGUCGUUUGAGUACGUGCGCGACCUGCUGUUGCGACUGGAGGAGGUGGGACACGCCACGUCGCCGCGGGCCGUCGCGCUGGCGGUGGCACUGCUGUUGCGCCAGGGGGCGCCGGACGAGGCGCUGCGGCUCCUCCGGCGGCGGAGGGACACGGCCAAGCCCCUGCUGCGAGACCUGUUGGCCCUCAGCCUGGCCGACCUGGACCGGCCGGCCGAGGCGGUGGAGACGUUGGGACAACCACUGCUGGCCGACCUGCCGUACAAGCUACGAGACGGCUUCGCCGUUGUCUCGGACGCCGUUGACCGCGUCGAGGCUUCUGUGCAAAGGAAAAAUGACGCCCAGGUGAACGCCAAGUGGCAGAGCGUGAAACAAGGCCUCCAAAGCUACGGACUCACUAGGGACGCGACCCUGGAGGACGCGCUAACGUCGCCGAUCCUGGGGUUGCGGAAACGGCUGGCGCCGAACGACGUGGGCGCCUCGUUCAACCGGGGGUCAGCGGGCGCGGCGCACGCCCACCCGGCCCGGCCUCACCGACAUGGAGGACUGAUGCCGGCCGGCCAGCCGGCCCGACCGCGCUGAGGCUGGCCUCUAGCUC